This is a messenger RNA of Protopterus annectens (West African lungfish), 3887 nucleotides long. RefSeq names its product immunoglobulin superfamily member 3-like. The transcript has 9 exons. The record is from RefSeq and is a predicted model, not a curated record. Lineage: Eukaryota; Metazoa; Chordata; Ceratodontiformes; Protopteridae. The coding region runs from base 223 to 2859 and encodes 878 amino acids.
UGAAGUUGCUCGCAGACGCCUAGCGUGAGUUGUACAUGAAACAUGUGGAUUUCUACUCACUAGUAUCAUUCUUUAGGCUGCUGAAAAGAACUAUAUCCUAGUCUUACUGAACUUGUUUUUUGUAUUUCUUCACUGGACACAAAAAUGGUAGGUGCCUAUUUCGGUGUGUUUCUGUAAACGCUGCUGAAUCAAAAAGAGAAGACACUGAGAAAAUCUGCUUAAAUGGAGAUAAGAACAGUAAUUAUUUUUCUUCUUUUUGGGUUAUGUGCUGCUCAAAGAAAAGUAAGCGUGCAAGAAGGUCCUCUGCACAGAGCGGAAGGAUAUGAAAUUACCAUUUUGUGCAAUGUUAGUGGGUACCAAGGAUCAUCAGAACAGAAUUUUCAGUGGUCAUUUUAUGGUCUUAAUAAAAGAACAACAGAAAUCCAGAUCGUUAGCACAUCAGAUCCUAACUUUCCCUAUGCUGUAUAUGGACAAAGAGUGCGAAAGAAUGAGAUCUAUAUUGAAAGGCUGAGUGGAGAUUCUGUGCUAUUACAUAUCACAAAACUUCAGAAAACAGAUGAGGGAGAAUAUGAGUGUCACACACCAAGCACAGAUGAAAAGUACUUUGGAUCUUACACUGAUAAGAUGAAUCUUACAGUAAUCCCAGAUACUCUUACUGCAACAAUGCCAUCACAGACUCUGAACAAAAUUGAAGGUGAGCCUUUGGAACUGAUAUGCAGUGCUAAUAAAGAAACAUCUCAACACACCCAUUUAUCCAUCACAUGGUACCUUCAGAAAGAGAGCAAGAAAGAACAGAUAAUUUCCCUUUCUAAGGACUUUGUUCUGCAGUCCGGAAGCACUUUCACACAGAGGCUUUCUGAUGGAGACAUUCGACUGGACAGAACUGGGCAGACAUCAUAUAGGCUGAGUAUUUACCAUCUGCAGCCUUCAGAUACAGGGAAGUAUUUCUGUGAAGCAACUGAGUGGAUUCAGGAUCCUGACAAAUCCUGGUACAACAUCGCUAAAACAGAAUCUGAGAAAACAACUGUUAAUGUUAAAGCUAUAGGUAAAGAUUUCACUGUCUAUAUUAACAGUGCGCAAAGCACUCUUACUACAGGAGACAAUUUGGAAGUUUACUGCACUGUGGAAGCUCAGAAUAUUCCAGAUCGUCAUUUUUCAGUGGCUUGGUUUGUAAACAAUGCCCUGGUGGCCACUUUUGGUCAGAAUGGUGUAGCAGUGUUCGAGGAUGCAUACAAGGGCAGGGAGAGUUUGGAUAUGCUGAAAAUAGCAAAACUGAAUGAUAUGAAAUAUAUGUUAAAAAUCAGAAAUGUGGAAUUGAAAGACAGUGGUAUUUACCAGUGUAAAAUCACAGAGAUGGAGAAGACAGUACAUGGUAUUUUUUCUUUGAAGACCCAGCAAUCAGCUCCUUUUUCAAUAACUGUGAAGGCCAUAGAGAGCAAUUUUAAAGCAGUGCUGACAGCAAGCACCACCACAGUGGUGGAGGGAGAACCAUUUGUGUUUACUUGCUCUGCAAAUGAACGCAGGAGUUUUCUGUCUGUGACAUGGUCCUUUGUUAACAACAGCCAGCGCUAUGAUGUAGGCCAGAUGAAUUAUGAUGGAAUGUCAAAGCUGGGUCCUUUAUAUCAGAAUCGUGGUGGACGUGGUGGUAUCCAGAUGGAGAAAAUAGAUCAGAAAACAUUUGUUCUGAGGUUCCAUAAGUCUGCAGCCUCAGACAGUGGUCAAUAUGAAUGCAGCUUAUCUGAAUGGAUUAGUGACACAGACAAAAUUGAGAAAAAAAAUGAGGACUCGAAAAGCAUCAGUGUCAAAGUAACACUUCUAAGUUCUAUAGUUAAAAAACUGGUAUUAAUCACCCGCAAGCCUUCAAUAAAAUACAACGAGACAACAAGACUGAUUUGUACUUUAUCGAUGAAGAACAGUUCAAAAAUGUUAAUCCCAGUAGCAGUUACAUGGAAGUUCAAGAUGUCCAACCAAGCAGCUUACCAAAACGUGGUUACUAUAACACAAAAUGGUGAUAUUCAGUGGACAGACAAGCAUCUUAUUUUAAAGCAAAAAGCCAUAGUUGAAAAACAGGACCUUUCCUCCACACUUAAUAUCAGCAGAGCUAGUGAAACAGAAGCAGGAAGUUAUCAGUGUAUGAUGGAGCUAAUGGGAGACAGUGUUUCAGGAAACAUAAAGUCAAUGGUCACAUUUUCCUCUAAUGAACUACAAAUCAAGUUCACAAAAACAGCAAGUACACUGGCUAUUCAAGAAGCGAAAGAUGUUGCAUUAUAUCCUGAAAAGACUGAUGUAGAGAUUACUUGCAAAAUUAUAAACCAGACCUGGAAAAGUUCUCAGUUUUCAGUGGCCUGGUAUGUCCAGGAUUCUCAAGAAAAUGAGAUGGAUAAACUUAAAAAAAUUGUUCAGACUGACAUCAAUAACAUAGUGAGUUAUGAAAAUGGAACAGGAAUAUCUAAGUUUCAAAGCCGAAGACUCUCUCUAGAUAUGUAUAAACUCACCAUUCUUCAUGCGGACACCAAUGACAGUGGAAAAUACUACUGCCAUGUCACAGAAUGGCUUGUAAGACCAAACUUUGAGUGGUACGAAGCUGGAGAGCACACUAUCAAAGUGGCCACCAUACAAAUGAAACCUUUAGAAAGAGAUACAAGUGUAUAUUCUGUCGUCUGUUCAUCAAAAGCACUGUUUUACUUUAUCUUCAGCCUUCCAUUUUUCAUAUAUAUUGCAUUACUGGUUGCUACAAUAUAUUUAUGCAUACAACAACAGAAACUGAGAAGAAAGGUCAAUUCAAAAAAUAAAGAACCUAAUCUUUGGACGCCACUGCAGAUUAAUGAGACUUUGGCUGACAAGACUUCAAUGGAAUAGAGAAACAUAAUAUAAAAACUGUGACUGAAUAAAAGCCUAACUGUUGGUAUCAAAGAGGCUACGUUUGUCAGUUGAUGAGCAAAACAGCUGUCAGUGAAAGAAGAUUUGGGGAGAAGACAGUUCUGUUAUUUACAAGGAAAGCUGUCAACAAAUGUUGUUUUAAGCCAUCCCGAUGAACAUUUCUGGAUAAUAAUUAUGUACGUGAAUUAUGUGACUUCACAAGUUAGUCAAAUUUCUGUUCAAAGUUACUAAAUUUUCUUGCAAAGAAGGUGGAACAUAUCCUGAGAGUGCUAGACUUCAUCUCGUAAGAAAUUUGGUUAAUAAUCAGAAAUCAUUUUCUCUCUUUUGGGUUUCUGCAUUGCAAAUGUCAAAACUCUUAAGUUGCACGCCUUACUGUUUUUACACAUAUCUUGAAAAUUAUUUUAAUUUCACACAAAAAUGAUAUAAGUUCACUUGUAACCCAGUUACACAGCACUAUCUGGAUUUUUUUCAGUGACACAGUACUCAUGUGGAAUGUUCACAGUAUGCUUAAUUUCCAGUUUGGGGACAAUCACAUGCCAGUGGUGAAAAAGUAUGUUUAUUUAACCAGAGACUUGUAUUAAGUUUUUGGGAUUUAAAAAAAAAUGUUAUUCAUUUCAUAUUAUUUUUUGAUAAAUAAGAAAAGAGCAUAAUUAAAACCACAUAGACAAUUGUGUUAUAUGUAUAUUCUGGAUGAACUAGCAACAUUCUCAUUUUUUAGAUCUUAAAAAAAAAUAGAAGUAAAACUCAUAAGUCUGUAUACUAGGAAAUAAAGUUCUUAUAUCAGACAAGGAUCUCCUGGAUUGUAAACAUCCUGAUGGCUCAGACCCAUCAAUGUGAAAUUUGCCAUUGUAUAGCAUACCAUUAAACAGAAUGACAAAAUAGAUUCAGGUUUUUGCCAAAAAUCAUCACAUUGGUAUAAUAUUUUAACAAUAUUUUCACUAGGUUUCCCUUUUUAUCUUUUGUUUUAUAAUAUUUCACUUGAUAAAACCUGACUUUGUUUAACUUUU